UGGAGGGCCUGCGAAAGGGAGAGCAUGGCCACCCUGCGCAGGCUGCGACAGGUACCCCGGCACUUGCUGGUCUGCGAGAAAUCCAACUUCGGCCACGACAAGUCGCGCCACAGGCAUGUCGUGGAGACGCACUACCACAAUUACAGAGUUUCAUUUCUGAUUCCUGAAUGUGGGAUACUAUCAAAAGAACUGAAAAACCUGGUCAUGGAAACUGGAGCCUAUUACUUUGUGAAGAAUUUGCCUCUUCAUGAGUUAAUUACACACGAAUUCAUCAAUACUUUUGUAAAGAAAGGUUCAUGCUAUGCACUAUCAUACAAUACAAAUAUUGAUGAAGAUAAUGCUGCUGCCCUGCUGCCAAAUGGGAAAUUAAUUUUAUCACUGGAUAAAGACACUUAUGAAGAAACUGGACUUCAAGGUCGUCCAUCUCACUAUUCUGGCAGGAAAGUAAUGAAAUUUAUUAUUUCCAUUGAUUUGAUGGACUUAUCCUUUAACUUGGAUUCUAAGAAGUAUGAAAGAAUAUCCUGGUCCUUCAAAGAAAAGAAGCCCCUGAAAUUUGAUUUUCUUUUGGCUUGGCAUCAUGCAGGUGUAGAAGAAUCAGCGAUGAUGUCAUACUUUUCCAAUUACGGAAUUCAGGAGCAUCAGCCAAAAAUAGCAGUGAGCACGAUGACAGAUCUGCAGUGCCCGGUGCUACAGAGCAGUGAGCUGCGGGGAAAGGCGGGGGCGGCCUGCAGCGCAGGGGAGCUCCUGGACUGGCUGGGCGCCGUCUUCAGCAAUGCCAAACUGUGCGUAAAUAAUGAACCUAAUAAUUUCCUAUCGACCUAUUGCUGUCCUCAGCCGAGCACAGUGAUGGCCAGAGCUUGUGUGUGUACCAUCACGGGUUUCAUAGUUCCAGAGAAGAUAUGUCUCCUGCUGGAACAGCUGUGUCGCUACUUUGAUGAACCCAAGUUAGCUCCUUGGGUAACGUUGUCGGUUCAAGGCUUUGCAGACAGCCCUGUUUCAUGGAGAGAAAACGAACAUGGUUUUCAGAAAGGAGGAGAACAUUUAUACAACUUCGUGAUUUUUAAUAAUCAGGACUAUUGGCUUCAGAUGGCUGUUGGAGCAAAUGAUGACUGUCCACCAUAAAAAUACAAAGUUUAUAAUCAUG
Miniopterus natalensis is the source of this 1144-nucleotide messenger RNA. RefSeq names its product ribonuclease P/MRP subunit p40 (gene RPP40). Gene Ontology annotation, cellular component: ribonuclease MRP complex; multimeric ribonuclease P complex. The record is from RefSeq and is a predicted model, not a curated record. Gene Ontology annotation, biological process: endonucleolytic cleavage in ITS1 to separate SSU-rRNA from 5.8S rRNA and LSU-rRNA from tricistronic rRNA transcript (SSU-rRNA, 5.8S rRNA, LSU-rRNA); tRNA 5'-leader removal. Lineage: Eukaryota; Metazoa; Chordata; Mammalia; Chiroptera; Miniopteridae. Gene Ontology annotation, molecular function: ribonuclease MRP activity; ribonuclease P activity.